CUCCUCCUCCCCCGCCUCUCCACUUUCCUCCCCUCCCUCCCGCCUCCCACCACCAAAAUUUCCCCCACUUUCCCGCCUGUCUCCUCCAGUCCCCGCACGAUGGCCUCGCCGGCGAAGCGCGCGAGGCCCCCGGCCUCGUCCCCGGUGGACCCCCCCGCGUCGCCGCCGGCGCCGGAGGACCCCUGCGUCCUCCUCCGCCGCAGCUGGGAGCUCGCGUCGGUGCUCCACUUUCUCCGGGUGUUUGAGCCGGUGAUCGAGGGGAACCUGGGGCUAUCAGCGGAGGAGAUCGAGACCGCGCUCAUCGCCAAUAACCACGACCUUGCCCGCAUCCAUAUUGCGCUUAUAAAGGGAAUACCACCAACUAUCAAAAAUCUGAAGGUCGAUGAUGGAUGGAUAACGGCAACUGCCAAGAAAUUAUCAGAUUGGUGGACAUGGGUUGCUGAAGGUGCAAACCCGUUCAAAAUUAAUCCAGGGAAGGAAAUUGACACGUAUAAACAGCAAGAUCCGAUUAAACGCUUGUUGAUACUUAAAGCACUCUGUGAAGUUCGUUCAGAGCAAAAUGACGCGGUAUGGUAUGUUAAUGACGAGAUGAAAAGAGGAGUUGAUAUUUCCAAUUUCCGAAAAGAAAAGUUAGGAAGUAGUAGUAACGGAACUAUAUACUGGUAUGAUGGUGACUCAACUAUUGGCCAUAGAUUGUAUAGUGAGUAUGUAACACUUGAUUUCAAGCGCAACUUGAAGGGAAAGAAUGGUCGUUUGACAAAGCCAGUUAUCAAUAUUCAGUGGGAAACAGUUGCGACUAACCUUGAUGAGUUCGUUGAGAUAUCGGAGAAACUAUGCAGUAAAGGUCGACCGGAAUCUGCCAUCGGCGAGCAUCUUAAGACAGAAAUUAUUCCAGAUGUGGAGAAGCUUCAAAAGAAGAAGGAGCGGGAUUUAAAACGUCAGCAGAAGAAGGAUGAACUUUUAGCUUAUGCUACAAGUUUCCAAACCCGUUCAUUGCGUGAACGUAGGCCUGUCAGCUACAAUUACUCUGAUUACGAUCGUUCUAUAAAGGAGGCAAUAAAAGCUGCAGCGAAAUCAAAAGAAUCUGAUCCACAGGAGGCAGGCAAAAAAGAGAAGCGUGCCUCACAUCAGGGCAAUAAAGGAGCCAAUGGAGGGUCUGACAUUGGUCCAGAGCAGAAGGAAGAUGGACAGGAGGAUGCUGGAGGGUCUGACGUCAAUCCGGAGCAGGACAAAGAUGGCGGACAGGAGGAUGUCGAGUCCCUUGAUGACCUGAGUUCUGAUGAGGAUGAAGACAGAGACUACAAUGGUAAGGAUGAUGACUCGUCAGGCAGCGAUGGAGAAAAUGAUGUUGGCAGUGAUGGAGAAAAUGAUGCUUAUGAUCCCAACAAGGGUGAUACUGAAGAGGAGGAAGUAUUUGUCCCACGUAAGAGGACUCGUCUUGCCUCCCGUCGGUUUGACAAGCCUCCGCAAGGGCUCCGCCGGAGUCGGAGAAAUAUGAAAAACGACGAAGACGUCAUGCGCCCAGGACAGCUUACUCCUCGAUCCAUGACAAAGAAAACAAUGAGGCAGAGGCCAACAUCUAUCUCAAAGCAGUUUUCUCUAUCAGGCUCGGAAGAUGAUCGUGAAAUGAUAGUUGCAGACUCUGAGGAGGAGUCCGGCUCACCUUAGAUAAACUUAUGCCCCCUUUUGCAUUUUGUUUGUUGGAAGCUUGUGAAUUCAGUAGUUCAGUCCUCUCACCAGCUUCCAAUUGUAUCAGGUAGGGGAAAGCAGGCAGCACCAGCCACUACUUACCACCCAGUUGCUGUGGUGAUUGUACAUAUGCGUCAACUGCGCGCGUCACCACUUAGGUCUAGUUUAUGAGAACUUCUGUUUAUCACGAUGUCGCUGCUUGCUGUGAAAUAUUUUGUGCCUGUACUUUGGGCGUUGGAGGGAGUUGAAUUUCUGCUGUUUUUGAUGGUGUCAGAAGUGGAUCAGCUGGGAUUUGAUCA
Molecule: messenger RNA, 1988 nt
Organism: Oryza sativa Japonica Group (Japanese rice)
Lineage: Eukaryota; Viridiplantae; Streptophyta; Magnoliopsida; Poales; Poaceae
Product: DDT domain-containing protein DDR4
Biological process (GO): regulation of DNA-templated transcription
Cellular component (GO): RSF complex
Source: RefSeq, a predicted model, not a curated record